CAGAUGAAUAGGUGUGGUGUCUCCUGGAUACCGACCAAUACUUCUCAUAUAUGGCAGAUCAGGUCCAUCUAGCCUCUGCUGCCAUGGAAACAGCCCCCGCUGCCAUGGAAACAUCCAUUAGAAUGGACAUGAUACAGGUCUCAUCCCCAGCCUCACCACCUGAGGUUACCUUGGCAACGCUCUACCCUCAACAACCUACUCAGGAGUCAAUCAGCCCUCACUCCACUAAAACACAGAAAUUUGCUUCACUCUGGUGUGAGGACUGUGGAAAGAGUUACACAGCUAACUGUCCCUCCCAUGGUCCACUUAUCAAGGUGCGAGACCGUGAAAUCCCCAGCAAGGCCAAGCUGACCGUACCCCAUAUGCUGUCCCUCAAGGGCCUUGGGCUGUCCUCAGAGGGACUCAACUUAUACAGUGUUGUGGCCAAGAAAAUAGUGCAGAAGCGCACCAUGUUUGGUCCUUUGGAGGCACCUGUCUGUGAAGAAGAGCCGUCGUCAGAGCAACAGCACAAGCAAAUCAGACUUAAGAUCUUUGAUGGGAGUGGCAGCUGGACUUGGCUGGACCAGAGCAACGAGUACGACUGUAACUGGAUGAUAUUUGUACAGACAGCUCGCUAUGCAGAAGAGGUUAACAUGGUGGCCUACCAGUACAAAGACAGAAUAUACUUUACCACCACCAAAGUGAUUCCCCCAAACCAAGAGUUAAAGGUGUGGUAUGCUGGAGAUUAUGGGAGCUGGAUGGAAGCCCCUGUCUUACCCAGACUGCAGGGGGACUCAGAAGAUGACUGCGAGGAAGAGGAGCCAGUGGAGGCUGCUGUGGAGGAGGAAUGGAAAUGUACUGUCUGCCAGGCUAACUUCAUCGCCUUUGAGGAACUGGAAGAACACCAGUGUGCAUCAGCUAAACCCGGCAAAGACAAGUCAAAAUCAAAGAGUCGGAGAAAAGGGCGCCCCAUGAAGAGGAUUCGCGGAAAGCUCGUGACCACAAGAUCAAGUGCGAAAAGAAAAGAGCGUCUGUCCGCUGCUGCUGCAGUUGCGGCUGCCAAGAAGAGGAAAGCGUUACCCAAAAUUCAGCCUUUGAAAGUCCCUAAACCAGUGUUUGAAUGUAUUUACUGUUGUAAGGCUAUCUGUGGGGAGAAUGCAUAUAAGCUGCACUUAUCAGUUCAUACUGGCAAAAAGCCCUUUAUGUGUGAUUUCCCAAACUGUAGCAAAGGCUUUACAUCCAAAUACAAACUGGACAGACAUGUGCUCAUUCAUACCGGUACCAAGAACUUCAAGUGUGCCUAUUGCGAGCGCUCCUUCAACAGGAAAGACCACCUGAAGAUUCAUCUGGCAGUUCAUGACCAGAACAGAAAACCCAAUAUGUGUGACAUUUGUGGCAAGGAAUACUCCUCCAACAUAACCUUCAGGACUCACAUGGCCUUCCACGCCGCGCAGGACGGCGAUAAGGUCUGUAAAAUAUGCAACAAAGAUUUCGCUAGCCAAGAGGAGCUUAUAUUCCACAUCCGCGUCCACAGUGGUUCCAGGCUGGCGAAAAAACCCUCAGAUAAGCAUCAUAAUUGUCCAUACUGUGAGAAACGAUUCUUCACCAAGAAGGAUGUCAAGAGACACUUGAUUGUGCACACUAAGAAAAAGGAUUAUCUCUGUCAGUUUUGUCCUCAGAGGUUUGGAAGGAAAGACCACCUAACCAGACACAUCCGCGCAUCUCAUGUCACUAAAACCCUGAAAACAGAAGACGGUGGGCAAGUGGUCAUCAAGAAGGAAACUGGCAGACCAGGGAAGGGGAAAAAGGUCCCAGAAGUUCUGGCAGAGACGAUGGAAGGGCAGGAUCCCGCUCCGUCCUCAGAGGAUGUCAUGGUUACUAAUUCUGUGAACUGUCAGGUUCAGACAGUGACACCCUACCAGAUCCCCAUAUCCAUACCCUGCCCUUCCCCUCUGCCUCACAGUGUCCUUGACCCUGCCUCUGUGAUAGCCUCCAGUCAACAGUUACGACCUCACCUCACCCCUAUGGCCGUUUAUGCCACGGGCCCCCAUGUGAUAGCCGCGGAGGCCCCCACAUCUGUACCCCACCCUCCCAUUCUCCAUCCCGCCCCCCCACCGCCUCACAGUCCAUCACAACCUCCCCCCCCGAUACAGGCUACUUUUGCCAGUAUGCCUCCGCCCAUGCCACCUCCUGUUAAUCAAAUUAGACCCCUCCCACCAAGCAAUCCAGAGCUCCAACAUGGGUUCAACCAACGGCUCAAUACUCUGUACAACAACAAGUUUUGUAAUCCGCCCCAAUCUUUUGAAGCUAUGGUUGGCUACAUUGAAACACUAAAGUUUCUGGAGAAUUUACCCACAGUGGGUCCCCCUCCCCAUGGCCACCCCUUGCCCAAUCCACCUCCGUCGCCUUUUACAAGUGGGUACCUCGUGCCUCCAGAGGUGCACAUACAGAGGCCAUCACCCACAUUCCCUCAGCAGCAGCAUCCCCUCCCUCCACCACCACCUCCACCUCCCCCUGCCUCACAAAUUGCCCAGCUAGCACAACAAACACAACACACAGCCAUACCUCACACACAGCACACCCAAACAACACAGCACAGCCAUCCUUCACAGCCUCCUGGUCAGUCCCCCCAGUCAUUCCAGUAGAUUCCUCACACAUCAUGCUGCCAUACCUCGCACAACACACUGUCACACCUCACACACAACACACUGUCACACCUCACACCAAGCUCACCUAAAUACCUCACACACAUCACACUGCCA
Molecule: messenger RNA, 2741 nt
Organism: Liolophura sinensis
Lineage: Eukaryota; Metazoa; Mollusca; Polyplacophora; Chitonida; Chitonidae
Product: zinc finger protein PLAG1-like
Exons: 6
Coding region: 51-2624 (857 amino acids)
Biological process (GO): regulation of gene expression
Cellular component (GO): nucleus
Molecular function (GO): protein binding
Source: RefSeq, a predicted model, not a curated record